AUGGCUGAUGCACUUCGCAACAUGAGUCCGAGGUAUAAAGUUUCAACUAUGCAUAGUAUUUGUGGGUAUUUUUUAAAUAAAUGGGUUGAAGACGUGAGAAAAUUGAUAGAGGAAUAUGAUAUGUUGUAUAAGAUUUUUAGAGAGGUGGUUUUAUUUGUUGGACCUGAAAAUGUUGUUCACAUAGUUACAGAUAAUGCGGAAAAUUAUGUUGCUGCUGGAAAAUUAUUAGAAAAUGAGUUUCCUACAUUACUUUGGUCUUCUUGUGCAACACAUUGCAUUAACUUGAUGUUGAAAGACAUGAGAGAAUUAGAGGAAGUAAGUGAAUCAGUGUCACAUGCUUCUAACAUUACCAAAUAUAUUUAUAACCAUUGUUAUGCAUUGUAUUUAGUGAAAAAGCAAACAGAUGAGAUGAGAAUAUUCAAAGACGGCAAAUUAGAUUUUGGAAGGAAAUCAGCUAUGGAUGAACGAUGUAUAAUAACGGCCGUGUUAAAAACUUUUGAUUUUUAUACUGUUGUGUAG
Molecule: messenger RNA, 519 nt
Organism: Lathyrus oleraceus (garden pea)
Lineage: Eukaryota; Viridiplantae; Streptophyta; Magnoliopsida; Fabales; Fabaceae
Exons: 4
Coding region: 1-519 (172 amino acids)
Source: RefSeq, a predicted model, not a curated record